GCUGGCCCCUGGGGACGCCGAGGGCGGCUGCGACGCGCCGAGAGGCCGCGGCUCUCCCACCUGUCACCCUGGCCCUUCUCUGCUUGGAUGGUGUCUUCCUCUCCUCAGCCGAGAAUGACUUCGUCCACCGGAUCCAGGAGGAACUGGACCGCUUUCUGCUGCAGAAGCAGCUGUCAAAGGUUCUUCUUUUCCCCCCACUCUCCAGUCGCCUCCGGUACCUGAUCCAUAGAACAGCAGAGAAUUUUGAUCUCUUGAGCAGCUUCUCCGUUGGGGAGGGCUGGAAGAGGAGGACGGUCAUCUGUCACCAGGACAUCAGGGUACCCAGUUCGGAUGGCCUCUCUGGCCCCUGCCGCGCUCCUGCCUCCUGCCCCAGCAGGUACCACGGUCCUCGGCCCAUCUCCAACCAAGGAGCAGCUGCGGUUCCCCGAGGUGCCCGGGCUGGCCGGUGGUAUCGUGGACGCAAGCCUGACCAGCCUUUGUAUGUGCCCCGGGUGCUGCGCAGGCAGGAAGAAUGGGGGCUGACCUCUACCUCGGUGCUCAAGAGAGAGGCCCCAGCUGGCAGGGACCCAGAAGAGCCUGGAGAUGUUGGUGCUGGAGACCCCAACUCUGAUCAGGGACUCCCUGUGCUGAUGACUCAGGGAACAGAGGACCUAAAGGGCCCAGGACAAAGGUGUGAGAAUGAGCCACUGCUGGACCCUGUUGGCCCUGAGCCUCUGGGGCCUGAGAGUCAGUCAGGGAAGGGAGACAUGGUGGAGAUGGCCACACGGUUUGGGUCCACCCUGCAGCUAGACCUGGAAAAGGGGAAGGAGAGUCUGUUGGAGAAGAGGCUGGUGGCAGAGGAGGAAGAGGACGAAGAGGAGGUGGAAGAGGAUGGCCCCAGCAGCUGCUCGGAGGACGAUUACAGUGAGCUGCUGCAGGAGAUCACAGACAACCUGACGAAGAAGGAGAUUCAGAUAGAGAAGAUCCAUUUGGACACAUCCUCCUUCGUGGAGGAGCUGCCUGGAGAGAAGGACCUUGCCCACGUGGUAGAGAUCUAUGACUUUGAACCAGCGCUCAAGACGGAGGACCUGCUGGCAACGUUUUCUGAGUUCCAAGAGAAGGGGUUCAGGAUUCAGUGGGUGGAUGAUACUCACGCACUCGGCAUCUUUCCCUGCCUGGCCUCAGCUGCGGAAGCCCUGACCCGGGAGUUCUCGGUGCUCAAGAUCCGGCCCCUCACACAGGGAACCAAGCAGUCAAAGCUCAAAGCCUUGCAGAGGCCAAAACUCCUGCGUCUGGUGAAGGAGAGGCCACAGACAAAUGCGACUGUGGCCCGGCGGCUGGUGGCCCGGGCCCUGGGACUCCAACACAAAAAGAAAGAGCGGCCUGCUGUCCGGGGUCCGCUGCCGCCCUGAGGCCUGGAGACCCAACUGGCCUGGAUCUGCGUCCCGACGUAGCUGGCGCCCCCAACACCAUAAGCCUUCACAGACGCCAGAGCAGCCCCGCACCACCCUCGAGCUUCACCAUGGGGUGUGGUGGGCUUUAGUUUAGUCCCAGAAAUGGAGAAAAAAUAAAAACUCACGUUGUUCUAAUGUGA
Molecule: messenger RNA, 1573 nt
Organism: Homo sapiens (human)
Lineage: Eukaryota; Metazoa; Chordata; Mammalia; Primates; Hominidae
Gene: R3HCC1
Product: R3H domain and coiled-coil containing 1
Exons: 8
Molecular function (GO): nucleic acid binding
Source: RefSeq, marked validated